Molecule: messenger RNA, 11348 nt
Organism: Lethenteron reissneri (Far Eastern brook lamprey)
Lineage: Eukaryota; Metazoa; Chordata; Hyperoartia; Petromyzontiformes; Petromyzontidae
Product: zinc finger protein OZF-like
Biological process (GO): regulation of transcription by RNA polymerase II; embryo development
Cellular component (GO): nucleus
Molecular function (GO): DNA-binding transcription factor activity, RNA polymerase II-specific; RNA polymerase II cis-regulatory region sequence-specific DNA binding
Source: RefSeq, a predicted model, not a curated record
GGGCCUACAGACAUGCAAAGAAAUUGACUUACACUGACUAACAUGGAGGCAUGCACACACAGCAACUAACACACACGCACAUGGACUCAGACACACACACACAGAUAUGGACUCACACACACAAACACAUCGACUUAGACACACACACAUAUGGACUGACACACACGUAGACAUCCACUUGAGAUACACACACAUGGAGUUACACACACAUUUGGACGUACACACAUACAGCGACUCACACACAGACAUACGUGGACUCACAAACACAUUGACGUAAACGCACAUAUGUACUUACACACAUGGACUAAGACACACACAUGGAUUUAGACACACAUAGACUGACACACACACAGCCCUACACACAUACACAUGUGACACACAGACAUCUACUUGAGAUACACAGACAUGGAUGAACACACACAUAUGGACUCAAACAAACGCAUUGACUUACACACACAUCGAGUGACACACACAUGUAUAGACUUACAAACACAUGUGGACUAACACAUACACAUAUGGACUCACACACACAUACACAUGGACGUACAUGGCUAGAUCACAGACUGGCAAACCGUCGCAGCGUCAUAAAAGCGCAGCUUAAAAGGGAAUAUUUAGCAACCUAAAAAUAAAGAGUUUUGUGCACACAAGCAUUAUUGUAAUUUCUCCCAACGUAUGUUUGAUAAUAGUAAGCAAUCAACGUGAGUUCUUAUCUGCACACAAACAUUAUUAUAGUAAUGUUUGUCAACUAAUGUGUUUAACAAUAAUAAACAAUGGACUUGAGUUGUUAGCGUAAGAAGCAAGGAAAUUUGUACUUACCAUAGGCAUGUUGAGGCCUUGUGCGAUGCAUAGCCCCCGUCCUGGCCUAUAUUGGCAGGCGGUGGAGUUGGCACGUUGCCAGGCUAGGGGCUGGGCCGCUACCCUCCCCCCCCCAAAAUCCGCCGCCCGUGCAAGAAUAAUGCUAUGUAAGCAGUAAAAUAUUAUCUACGGAGUCUGUAGUAUAAACUGAAUGCAUCGUGUGGGGGGGGAGGGGGGGGGCGAAAAGGACAUGACACUGUGAAUAAAUAUCCGCAGCGUGAUGUAUGUGUUGGCUGUAAAACGCGUAAAAUAAAAUGUCUCCCGUGAGCUGGAGCGAACGCGCAUGACUUGGCAGGGUCUGUCCCGCCCCCCCACGCAAUUGGCGUCACUUGGUACGGUCGAUGUCGUGCAAUAAGUAAAUAAAGAAUAAUAUAAACGGCACAAAUGUGUUAAUUAAACUACUUUAACGUCAACAGACGGGAAAACGGAAUAGCCUAUUCCCACCGCGGGGCUUAGAGCGUGCCGCCUGGCAAAUUAUUUCGGUCUUAAACCCCACCGUCCGAGAACCAAAUCCCCCGCAAGCACGAGCGCACGGAGACUUUUAUAUAUAAGAUUAUGUUUAUGCAGAGAACAACUCUGCUUCAUUGUUUACUAUAAUCUAACUAAUACGUUGCCUAAUAUUACAAUCAUAAUGUUUGUGUGCAGAAAACUACAUUUUCAUUCAUAGGUUGCUAAAUAUUUCCCUUUUUGUGUUCCUUUUUACGACGCUGCGACGGUGUACUGCCAUUUUGUGCUGUCGACUGCUGAUUCAUUAACAUCAGUGCACUGCCACUAUUAUCUACACUGUUAAUUUUGCUUUUACCCAUUAUGAGUGAAUGCCAGUCUAUAAUCUGUUGCCUGCUUCUUUACCUCACUAAGUGUACUGCCAGCCUUUCAUGUCGACUGUAUCCUGCUUUUUUAGCUGCUGCCUAUAUUGUCAGCUUUUUAUCGCCACUGUAGAAAUGCUUAUGUCAUUGAGUCGGCGUACUGCCAGUCUAUAAUCUAUGCUAUAGCCUGCUUCUCAACGUACCUGUGCGUACUGCUGCUAUUUAAUAUACACUUAUUUCAGAUUAUUUCUACUAUGCAUUUCUAUUGUUUCGAUUGCUCAUGUCCUGCAAUUUACUGAUACGUAGUACUGCGAUGCUGAUAGCUGUGCCAUCAUCGGGGAUUGCUGUGCACGUCGAUGUGUGUGUGAGAGUCGAUGUGUGUGUUUCAGUCCAUAUGUGUGUGCGUGUUAGUCGAUGUGUGUGCAUGGCUCCAUGUCAGUAUGUAAGUCAAUGUGCGUUUGUGUGUCUAUGUGUGUCAGUCAGUGUGUGUGUGUACGUCCAUGUGUAUGUAUGUGUCAGUCCAUAUGUGUGUGUGUUAGUCUACAUGUGUGUAUAAGUCCAUACAUGUGUGCGUGUCAUUCGAUGUGUGUGUGUAAGUCAAUGCAUGUGUGUGACUUGAUAUGUGUGUGUUACUCCAUGUGUCUUUAUUUAAAGUAUAUGUCUGUGUAUGAGAGUCCAUAUGUGUGUGUACACCAAUGUGUGUCAGUCUAUGUAUGUGUGUGUGAGUCUAUGUGUGUGUGUGAGAGUUGCUGUGUGUACAUCGAUAUGUGUGUGUGUGACACCAUGUGUGUGUAUAUCUCAAGUGUAUGUGUGUCAGUCCAUGUGCAUGUGUGUUAGUCGCUGUGUGUGCGUGGCUCCAUGUUAGUUAGUGUAAGUCAAUUUCUUUGCGUGUCUGUUGGUCCUUGUGUGCGUCUUAGUCCAUGUGUGUGCUUUAUUGACCUGGUCAAGGCCUAUGAUACCAUCAGUAGGCCUAGCCUCUGGGUUGUUCUUCGUGCUUUUCGGAGUCCCUGACCCUCUGCUCACGAUCCUUAAGGACCUUCAUGAUGGUGAGCAGCCCCGUGUCAAACUACGUGGCCGUGAGUCAGAGACAUUCCCUUUACACCUUCGGGUGCAACAGGGAUGUCUGGCUCCCGCAUUAUUUUACAUAUAUUUUUACCACGUACUUCAGAGGAAUUACCAUCUGCUACAGAUACAAUGAGAGGCUGAUCGAUGCUCGGGUGCAGUCAAGGGAUGGCUCCCUAUUGCUCAACCACGUUAUGUAUGCCAAUUAUCUGCUAAUUGCUGCUCACUCGGAGGAGUUCGAGGUGCUGCUGCUGAACCUGGAGCUUGCCACCAACAGGUGGGGCCUUACCAUCAGCCCCACCAAAACUAAGCACCUGCCUGGCUAUUUUAUACCAUCGGAAAUUUCACCCCCACAACUCCCAAUUGGUGAUGGGGCUGUUGUGGAGACAGUGGACAGUUUCCCAUACCUUGCCAGUGUGCUAAUGACCGGCUCCGGUUUAACAGCAAAGGUCUUACUCCAAAUAAGUCGAGCUGCAUUAUCUUUGCAUUGGCUGCGUAACGCUGUGUGGAAGCUACCUGCUCUAUCACUCCGUACAAAGCUUCAGGUCUUCUCGGCACCACGGUCAUUCCCUCCAAACUCUAUGCUUGCGAAACUUGGACCCCCCUAAUGGAACAUCUUCGCCGGUUAUAAACAUUUAGGAUGGCCUGCCUACGAUCCAUCCUGGGUUUAACCUGGCUGCAUUGUGUGAGGAGCUCACAAAUCCUUGAAAGAUGUGGACCAAGUCCCAUCGGUGACCUCCGGCAGGCAAGGCUGCGUUGCUUGAGUCAUGUAGCCCGCAUGGCCAGCCACCACAUGCCUAAACAGCUUUUGUUCGGCCGGAUCCAGGGGGCUGGAGAAGACAUGGAGUUAUGUGGUACAGGAGGAUUUGUAGCUGAGUCCACUUGCGGAUGACUGCUACCAGCUGUGUCAAGAUUGGCCUCUGUGGAGGAGGCUCCUGAAGGAUGCUACUGGGCAGUUGGAGGCAGUCACCCUCCAACAACAACGGAGGGCGGAGGAGCGACGCUCACAACAAUGAGCGGAGCGCCGCGUGGCUAAAGCACAGAAAGUUGCCACAGUAGGGGCCACAGGUGGUGCAUCAGCCAGUCGUCUCAGUCAGUCGACCUGUGCCAUCUGGGUUUGCUCCGUGACCUCCUGCCAGCAGGCAUUCGACACUUCACGUGGCCUCAAGGUGCACAUAGCCUGGCACAAGCGUUGUCGUGACGUCACCGCCACUUAGUGGCGAAUGGCGGUUGUUGUUCAGUUUAUGUAUGUGUGUGUGAGUCCAUUUGUGCGUGUAACUCUAUGUGUGCGUGUUAGUCGAUUUGCGUGUGUAACUACAUGUGUGGCUGCCUUUUUUGCCUGGGCAACGCUGGGUACUAACCGCUAGUAGCUAACAUAAUUAAGUAGGUCCCGAAUUUUGUUAUUGUAUGUGGUUUUGUCCAUGAUGACAGUGGCAUUGCCCUUGUCGGCUGAGAGGAUGACCAUGUCAUCUCUCUUUUUUCAUUGAGAACGCUCAAAGUACUAAGUCACGUUUUGCAGAGGGGUCAAAUACUUAUUUCCCUCAUUAAAAUGCAAAUCAAUUCAUAACAUUUUUGAAAUGCGUUUUUCUGGAUUUUUUUUGCUGUUUUUCUGUCUCUCACUGUUCAAAUAAACUUACCAUUACAAUUCUAGACUGAUCAUUUCUUUGUCAGUGGGCAAACGUACAAAAUCAGCAGGGGAUCAAAUACUUUUUUCCCUCACUGUAUAUUACUCUGUGGAUGCAAAAUAUGAACUUAUUUAAAUGACCAUCUGUGCUGGCUUAUACAAUGAUGGCUGUCCUGCCUAUGAUUCAUCCUCUUCAACCAGACUUGGAUUAGAAGCUUACAGAUCCUUAAUAUAUCAAUAUAGAAUAUUAUCUUGAGUAUCUUUGGCAGGUGAGGCUGCAUUGGUUCGGUCAUGAAUCCCGCAAUCCCAGACACUGCAUGCUCAAGCAGCUUUUAUUUGUUAAGAUGUAAGGGGCUGAACAGGCAUGGCAUUGGCCUGCCAAUGACUGAUGCCAGGCGUGAAGAUCGGCCUCUGGAAGAGGCCCAUGAGGUAUGCUGCAUGGCAGUUAAGAGAUAUUUGCUCUGCAACAACAAUGAGGUCGGAAGAGCGACGCCCACAUGAAUGGGUGGAACGCUGGGUUCCUAACACCCAGCAAGACAGUGGAGCACAGCUGGUUCAUCUGUCGGUCAUCCCUUGACACCUGGAUCAUUCCCAUUACCUGCUGACAAAGAAUCCACAUUUACAUGGCCUUAAACUUCACCUAUCAUGGCAUUAGCACUGUGAUAAGGUUACUUCCAAUUUGUGAUGAAUGGUGACUGUUAAUAUAAUCUGUUACUGAUCCAUGUGAAAUGCAUUUGUAUGUAAGAGUGUAUCUAUGUGGGGAGCAGUGGCGCAGUUAUUUCACUGCAUUAUGAACUCAACAAUUAGUGUUUGUUUAUUGCCGACAGCAAACAUGUUUGAUAAAUGAAAGCUGAACUUCUUGUGGGCCUCUGCUAUGUUGAUUGAUCUUAAAUUGCAUAGUGUGAAGUCAGGAAGCAUUAAUACUGAGCAGAUGAAGGCAGCCAGGCAUGGUUCUGGACACACCACCUUUUUACCAUGCCAGUGUGUGACAGUGUCAAGUUUGUAUUUGCAGUAAAGUAUAUUAACUAUUGAACAUGUCGGUUAAAUCAAAACAAAUAGUUUAUUUUAGUUUUCCUCAGGAACUUUUUGUAAGAAUGGAAACAGUCAGCAAAUUAACACAGCACAUAUCUUGCUGACGUUAGAUCUGUUCUUCCAAGCAUUCAAGCAAAUCUGAGCCUGGCUUCACACCUCUAAGUUGCACUUGAAUAUUAAUUUAUGCAUAAUACAAAUAGUAUUUUCAACAGCCUUUGCUUUGUUAGCUGAGUUUAGCUUUUUUAAAUAUUCCUUUUGUAGCCAGGCAGCCGAAAUUAUGUACAGUGAUACCUCGGUUCACGAACGCUUCUGUUCACGAACAACUCGGUUCACAAACAUAAAAGUUCAUAAAAAUAUGCUCCGGUUCACGAACUCCGCUUCGGUUCACGAACAGGAGCCGUGGCCAUUUUAAUGCUAUUUCCAGGCUGUCACAUGGUCGUGACUUCCUGUAGGAAGAUCGUGGAGAGAAGAAGAGACACAGAAGUACUGUGAGUACUGUGAAGACACUUUCAGUGACUUUUUGGUGUGCUUUUUAGCACAUACAGUACUGUACUGUACUACUGUACUGUACAAUACUGUACUUACUGUAUUGUACACUUCAUCCGUUUGAGUGCUUACUGAAGUCAUCUCAAGCAAGGUUAGUGUUCUCUCUUUAUACAUUACUAUACUGUACAGUACUAAUGUGUAUUGUAAUUUGUUUCAUAUUUUUGUGUUUCAAAAACCAAAAAAAAGGUCAGAACGGAUUAACCGGAUUUACAUUGAACCCUAUGGGAAAAUGUGCCUCGGUUCACGACCAAUUCGGUUCGCGACCAGAGUCAGUUCAUGAAUUAAGUUUGUGAACCGAGGUAUCACUGUACUUGGUGUUUUGGAUUAACAUUUAUUUCGAAGAUACUAGGGCUUCCAGGCAUAUUUAUAACCAUUUGCCCUCUCAUUGUAUGCCUUAACAGCCCAUGUGAUGAAUUGGGAAAUAUCUUGAAUAUAUGAAUAAGUAUAGACGUUAGUCACGUGUGACUGUGUAUAUAUUCAUUCCUCUGUGCCUCGAUACUGACUUAGAUGGUGUGGAUGUGUUUUUCUGCAGGCAGCUGACGUUUCUUCUGACACUUCCUCUGCAGAAUUGGUGUGAUGGAGCAAAGGCACUCAGCACAGCUCGGUACAAAAAGACAACAAUGCGACCAGUAUGCAAACAGUAUGGAUCUUACUGGAAAUUUUACACAGCACCAGAGAACUCAAACAGGAGAGAAACCCUUCAAGUGCACUGUGUGUGAGAAGGCAUUUGCACGGUCAUCAAAACUUAAAAAACACCAAAGAACACACACGGGAGAGAAACCCUUCAAGUGCACUGUGUGUGGGAAGGCAUUUUCAGAUUCAUCACAUCUUAAAAAACACCAGAGAACACACACAGGAGAGAAACCCUUCAGGUGCACUCUGUGCGGGAAGGCUUUUGCACAGUCACCACAUCUUAAAAAACACCAGAGAACACACACAGGAGAGAAUCCUUUCAAGUGCACUGUGUGCGGGUAUGCGUUUUCACAGUCCUCUGCUCUUGUAAUACACCAGAGAACACACACAGGAGAGAAACCCUUCAAGUGCAGUGUGUGUGGAAAGGCGUUUGUAUGGUCAUCACUACUUCAAAGACACCAGAGAACACACACAGGAGAGAAACCCUUCAAGUGCACUCUGUGCGGGUACGCGUUUUCACAGUCAUCUGCUCUUGUAACACACCAGAGAACACACACAGGAGAUAAACCCUUCAAGUGCAGUGUGUGUGGGAAGGCAUUUUCAGGUACAUCUGCUCUUAAAAAGCACCAGAUAACACACACAGGAGCUAAACCAUUCAAGUGCACUCUGUGUGGGAAGGCCACAGAUCGUACUGGAAAUUUGACACAGCACCCGAAAACUUACACAGGAGAGAAACCCUUCAAGUGCACUGUGUGUGAGAAGGCAUUUGCAUGGUCAUCAAAUCUUAAAAGACACCAGAGAACUCACACAGGAGAGAAACCCUUCAAGUGCACUGUGUGCGAGAAGGCAUUUGCACAGUCAUCAUAUCUUACAAUACACCAGAGAACACACACGGGAGAUAAACCCUUCAGGUGCACUUUGUGCUCGAAAGCAUUUGCAGAUUCAUCACAUCUUAAAAUACACCAGAGAACACACACAGGAGAGAAACCCUUCAAGUGCAGUGUGUGCGGGAAUGCGUUUGCACAGUCAUCAGAUCUUCAGAGCCACCAGAGAACACACACGGGAGAGAAACCCUUCAGGUGCCCAUUGUGCGGGAAGGCAUUUGCACAGUCAUCAGAUCUUCAGAGCCACCAGAGAACACACACGGGAGAGAAACCCUUCAAGUGCAGUGUGUGUGAGAAGGCAUUUGCAAAGUCAUCAAAUCUUAAAAAACACCAGAGAACACACACAGGAGAGAAACCUUUCAAGUGCACUGUGUGUGAGAAGGCAUUUGCACAGUCAUCAGUUCUUCAGGGCCACCAGAGAACACACACAGGAGAGAAACCUUUCAAGUGCACUGUGUGUGAGAAGGCAUUUACAGAGUCAUCACAUCUGAAAAAACACCAGAGAACACACACAGGAGAGAAACCCUUCAAGUGCAGUGUGUGUGGAAAGGCAUUUUCAAGUUCAUUUUAUCUUAAAAUACACCAAACAACGCACACAGGAGAGAAACCCUUCCUGUGCACCGUGUGCGGGAAAGCGUUUACACGGUCAUCAAGUCUUCAAAAGCACCAGAGACAACAUACAGGAGAGAAACCCUUCAAGUGCACUGUGUGUGAGAAGGCAUUUGCACGGUCAUCAGUUCUUCAGAGCCACCAGAAAACACACACAGGAGAGAAACCCUUCAAGUGCAGUGUGUGUGAGAAGGCAUUUGCAGAGUCAUCAAAUCUUAAAAUUCACCAGAGAAUACACACAGGAGAUAAACCCUUCAAGUGUACUCUGUGCGGGAAGGCGUUUUCACAGUCACAACAUCUUCAUAGACACCAGAGAACACAUAGGCAUCAGAAAAUCCCCAAGGAGUGUAGUCUGAAAUCAGCUUGUAAAAGUCAAAGUGCUGCAAUGAGCCCAUCCCUCCUGAAAAAAGAUCUAGAAGUUAAUUCCAGCUUGGACACUAUGAAAUGUAUCAAGGUGAAAUUUGAAGAGGCAAAGGUGAAAUGUGACGAAGUGAUGGUGAAGAGCGAAGAAGUGAUGGUGAAGAGCGAUGAAGUGAAGGUGAAAUGUGGAGAAGUGAUGGUGAAGAGCGACGAAGUCAAGGUAAAAUGUGAAGAAGCGAUGGUAAAGAGCGAAGAAGUGACUGUAAAAUGUGAAGAUGAAGAUUCAACUCCAAAAUUGGACCUUCACACCGAUGGAGGCAACGUGAAGCAGGAGGAGAAUUCUGACUGUGAGGCAGAGCGAGGCAACUCCCAGCAGUUUGUGGAAGUGGAGGUGUGGGUGGACUUCUUAGACAAUGCAAAGUCAAAUGGAGACCCUGUAGAUAUGUAAGAUUGAGACAAUGAAGCCCCAUUAGAUUCACCUUUGUUACAGGCCUUUAAUGAAAAGAAUGUAAAGUUGAACACUCCAUUCCUAAGUUCAACCUGCAGCGUAAGAGCGGCCAGUAUUUGCGGACCUGUGGGUUGGGUAAAUCUCUAACCUGGAGCCAGAGCCAAUAUGCUCCCAAGCGUUCACUAUAUUAUAAUAAGGGGAAAACAUUCUCACUCGAAGAGCAAGUUGUAUAUAUGCCUUUUCCAAAAAAAUUAUAUUAAGAGUGAUUCUGGCAAAAACAUUUUUUAUAAUUUUGAUCGGGAUGUAGGGCUGGGGCAUGGAAAGGGAGAGUCUUCCCCCUGCCUCCUGCCUUGCCACACAAAAGACAGCUGGAGGAUAAUUACUCACAAGCCUGUUUGGGAAGUCAUAAAAUUUAAUUAAAAAAAACAGAAAACCUAAGGAGAGGGGCUAAUGAGAUUCUGGGGGGAAAUCCCCAGUUGACUUCAAGAGAAGGCCGCCUUAAGGAAACAACCCACAAUAAAACAAACAAGAUGGAAAAAGCAGGGGUCACAAACCUCCCUUGGACAGCAAAAUCCACCCAAGGGCAGUUAAUCAUUGAGGUUUUCAAAAUACAACAGUAAAGUCCGAAGCUUAACUAUAUCUUCAACCUCAGGAUAUCAAAAUAUAACUUGAGAAUGAGAGGCACGGAUCCCUGGCGAUACAGAUGGGGAACAAAGAUUAUACAACCCUCGGAAUAUUCUUGGUAACAACUAUGGUAUACCACAAAUCUUGGUUAAGCAUGAACCAAUAAUAAUUAUGAAAGUGUUAGACUUAGGGUCAUUCAGAAGAGAUAGAAUGCGAAAUGUCAAUCACACACGACCAAGAUAAUGUAUUCCACGGGAUCAGAGCCUCACCAACCGCCUUUGUCUUCCAGGAGCUAACAGCACAUGGUAUAGGUAUAGUAUGUAUGCAGAGUGGCGCCUCCCCCUAAUAUAUCAAAUACCACGCAAUAAUUCCAAACCGCGACGUGAGUGCUGUGAACGCUGCUCAAAACGUACUUUGAUUCGCUUGCUGAGUCAAAACUGUGGAAAGUGGUACGGUACCAAGCUAUAAGAGGUGUAAAAUAAAAAAAAUGUUAACUUCCAACCCGUGGUGAGAGGGCGGAGAAUAUGGCAACAGCAGGCACAGCCGUGCACAAUAGGUCACGACUUCAAAGGCCACCGCGCCCUUUUUUGAGUCGGAGGCGAAGAAAAUGUAACACGUCCAACCCGUGAUGGGAGCGUGGGGAACGCUGCCCAAAACGUGAACGGAAACAUGGCGGUAAUAAAGACAUCCGGACAACAAACAGCCCAAGCAACAGAAAUCAGUAUUUUAUACCUGCGUGACUUUACCGAAAGAACCAAAGAGUACAACUUGAUCUGUAGCCUGUCUUCUGUGCAGCACGAGUCAUACAGACAACUGGAAGAGGACUCUUGAAGAGGGGGGGGGGGGUGGGAGACAACAAGCGCUGUCUCUCCAAGUCGCUCCACAGUCUACAAGGAUCAACAGUGUCUAGUGUCAAAGGAGGUGACGUACGACAACCAGCGGACAAGCUGCGAGUGGUGUCUGGACGACAGGAUCUGCGCGCACAUUGACGCAGACAGAGCUGGACCCAUCAUGCCUGCCAGAAUGGGCACUGCCGAGAGCGCGACCAGCGUACCGACUUGGCAACCACCCCAGUGGUGGAGAGAGACUGACGAACCAGCAGAGAGUGCCGUGUGUUCGACACACGCGCCGACCUAGCACCCCCUGCUGGACCUGAGGUGUUUUCGGUACAAGGAAUGCUGCACCUCGGAAGCCUCUAACUCAACAGUUAGCAAGAAGACAAUACACACCCACACACAUAGCGUGCAUAUUGGUACUAAUAAUAUUGUUCCAAAAAGUUAUCUUGUUUUGAAAUGGGUUGCCAUCCCAAGGUGGUGCGUUAGCUAUUAGUUGAUCGUGAAGAGCAUUGUUCUGUCCAUUGAGUUACAUGAAUACGGUCAUUUUGAAGUAUUUUAGUGAUUCAUUUUCGUUAAUUUCAUAAUCUUACCAAGGAAUGCAUUGAUGACACUAAACAUAAGCAUAUAUGUUACGAAUCUACACACUCACAGGAAUACUAUUGAGUGGAGAUUUUUCUUUUGGUCACAGAAUCUUGCCCCCGAAUUCAUUGAUGUCCCAUUAGCCAAUUGAUAAGCAUCUGUUAGCCAAACAGGCACACUAGCACGCACACUAUUGUUUCGGGACAUUUAGUCAAUUACAUAAUCUUGCCAAUGAAUUAAUUGAUGUCUAAUUUUCCCAUUGGGCACAUGUUUCUUUAGCAUGUUACGUAUGAAUAUAUAUUUUUAAAGGACUUUUCCUAUCGCCGUGUAUAGUCUCGCUACUCUGAGGAGUUAGCCGAUUGUUCCGUUACUCAGUUUUAACAAACGUAACCAUUGAGGGUUAAUUGUACGGAUCAAUGAGUACUUCAGGAGUAUGGUGUUGACAAUUCC